Aegilops tauschii subsp. strangulata is the source of this 2076-nucleotide messenger RNA. Its product is annotated as NAD-capped RNA hydrolase DXO1. The record is from RefSeq and is a predicted model, not a curated record. Gene Ontology annotation, molecular function: mRNA 5'-diphosphatase activity. Lineage: Eukaryota; Viridiplantae; Streptophyta; Magnoliopsida; Poales; Poaceae. Gene Ontology annotation, cellular component: nucleus; cytosol. Gene Ontology annotation, biological process: nuclear-transcribed mRNA catabolic process; NAD-cap decapping.
ACAAACCCUCCCCCCCGACCAGAACAGAAGAAGAGAACCUUUCGUCUCGGCGGUCCCCCACUGACCCCCGACCCCGAACCCUCGCCGGCCCGCCCGUCCGUCCAUGGACUUCGCGGAGCAGGACGUCGACGUCUUCGGCGAGGAAUACGACGGCGCCGAGGCCGAGGCCGAGGGCGGAGGCGGCGCCUCCUCCGGCUCCUCCUCCCCCUCCUCAUCCUCCUCGUCCUCCGCCGCCGCCUCCUCCUCCUCCUCCAGCGCCGCCUCCAGCGGCCGCAGCAGCAGCCCCGCCGCCGGCGGCGGGGACGAGGACGGCGCCGACGACGGGGACGGCGGCGAGUACGACUCGUUCGACGUCGUGCCCGUCAGGCCCGCCGCCGGGUACGGGGACGAGGAGGAGGAGGCGAGAGAUUUGUUCGGCUCCGACAACGAGGAGUACGUCAAGACCCCCGCGCGUAGCAACUACCUAGUUCCAGUGCUGCCCCCGAUACGGAACACCAACAAUUUUUCUCGAGGAGGACGAGGUGGCAGGGGCCCACCUCUUCUUCCAAGGCCAGGAGGCCAUCCAGGAGGACGAAAUAAUUUUGGCCACGGCGGGAGGUUUUCAUAUGGAAAUGGGCGUAACGUUGAAGGUUUUGUUUCAGAAAUGAAACUUAACAAGAGUGAAGAAACUUUAUCUAGGAAAGCGGUUGCUUUUCAGGAGCCAUGUGAGAUCGCAUGCUACAGCCGUGUUGAGGGUGGGGAUGUAUAUUUUGAUGAUCGCAGCUUGAGGCUUUUCAAACGUAAUAUUUGUGACUAUGCUGGUGAAGAUCUCAAUAAAGGAUUUGAAACGUUUAUAGAGAAAAGAGAUUUGGGUUCUCAAGGAUUUGGCGAUCUUCUUGCAUGCAUAAGAAAUUCAAAUCUACCUCUUCAGAAUAUACAUUUUGUGACGUAUCGCAACAACCUUAACAAGAUAUUGGCCACGGCUUAUCUAAAAGAUCCAUGGAAGAUGGGUGUGCACAAAAGAAACGGUGUUGUAUACCUUGAUGUCCAUAAGCUCCCUGAAAGACCACAGAGCGAGAUUGAGCGCAGGAGAUGCUUUUGGGGCUAUUCUUUUGAAAAUCUUGCCACUGAGAACUCCAUUGAUGAAGACGGAAGCGGCAUUGAUGCAAAUGUAGAGUAUUGUUCUGUAAUAAAGACUAAAUUGGGCGCGCAUCGCAUUGUCAUGGGUGCUGAGAUGGACUGCUGUGAUUCAACCGACGAUGGUAGGCGGUUCUAUGUGGAGUUAAAAACAAGCAGAGAGCUGGAGUAUCAUACGGUGGAAAAAUUUGAGAGAGAGAAGUUACUUAGGUUUUGGAUUCAAUCAUUCCUUGCUGGCGUGUCGUAUGUUGUCGUGGGAUUCAGGAAUGAUGCUGGUGUACUUAUACGAACUGAGAGACUAAGAACUAAAGAUAUCACACAAAAAGUGAAAGCAAAGAACUACUGGCAGGGUGGUGUCUGCUUGGCCUUUGCUGACGAGGUUUUAUGCUGGCUGUAUGGCACUGUCAAAGAAAAUGAAGACUACGUUCUGCAAUUUGCACACCCGUUCCAUCGAUUGGAACUAUUAAAAGCCCAAUCUCCGUGCCCCGAUGCAAUAACUCUGCAUGUGGAACAGCUCACUGGUGCAACAAACUAGAUCUGUUCCCAAGCAAAGCUUUGGCGCUGAUGUUUCGCUAAACGGACAGUUUUGACGGACCUUACAUAGCAGCGUUGCAUCUUAGAAUGGUUUGAGCUAUAGUUCGAGGGGCUGAUGCAGAUGCAUAAGAGACUGACGGCGUCAUGCUAUAUGGUCGGUCGGUAACUGGGGGCAGUACGGUCACGGUUUGCUCUUUGUCCAAAGAGGUUUUGAAGCCAUCGAACACUGUAUUUCUUCUGUAAUACCAAGUUAUAAAUUAGGGAAGUGCAGAGUUACACUGCCACUGUAACAGUUCAUCGCUCAAGGCACCAAUGAUGUGUAACUUUUGUACCAAUGAUGAUAUUGAAUUUUAGAGACGUAACAUGUCAAGAACACCCCUUGGAGUUAUGUAAACUAGCGGUAUAUGCUAAGAGUUUCUUUUCGAA